GCGGAGGCGGGGAUCCCGCGGCUGCGGCGACGGCGGCCGCGGUGAAGCCACGGGUCUGGCUCGGUUCGGCGUGACGGUGGCCGCGGCGGCAGCGGUGGCGGCCACGACCAGGUCGGUGUCCCGAGCCGAGCAUGGUGACAGCCUGUGCCCUCGGCCCCCUCGCCUGGCGCAGCUGGAAGAGCCGCCAGCCCCGGGAGCCGAUGGCCCCCCACGUGAGGGAGUGAGCGACCUGGCCCCGCCCUACGGAUUGAGGGGGGACGCAGCAGCUGAGUGACCUGAGAUCAGGCUGCCGACCCCCUCCCACCAGUUGACGAAUGGUGGAACAAGCAACGAGGGACCCUUGUUAGGGUCGUGAAAUAAUGGUGGGAAGCAAAGCGUGAGCAUCCCCAGUGGUCACCUGUAACUCCUUGGCGGAAAUCGAAGCCUGAGUCCCCAAGCCCACCCCGCGGACCCUCCCGGCCCCCCACCUCGGGCUGAUGGGGCCACUGGGGCCCCAAGCAGCCACCUGACCAUCCAGACCCCACCCUGCCAGCCAUGGCUGGCCCUGAGGGCUUCCAAUACCGAGCGUUGUACCCAUUCCGCCGGGAGCGGCCGGAGGACCUGGAGCUGCUUCCGGGUGAUGUGCUGGUGGUGAGCAGGGCCGCCCUGCAGGCGCUGGGCGUGGCCGAGGGCAACGAGCGCUGCCCGCAGAGCGUCGGCUGGAUGCCUGGCCUCAACGAGCGUACCCGGCAACGCGGCGACUUCCCUGGCACCUAUGUGGAGUUCCUGGGGCCUGUGGCCCUGGCCCGGCCUGGCCCUCGCCCACGAGGCCCCCGCCCACUGCCCGCCAGGCCCCGAGACGGGCCCCCUGAGCCAGGCCUUACACUCCCUGACCUGCCCGAGCAGUUCUCCCCCCCUGAUGUGGCUCCCCCUAUCCUGGUGAAGCUGGUGGAGGCCAUUGAACGGACAGGGCUGGACAGCUACAGGCCUGAGCCACCCGCCGUGCGCACAGACUGGUCCCUGAGUGAUGUGGAGCAGUGGGAUGCAGCAGCCCUGUCAGAUGCUGUGAAAGGCUUCCUGCUGGCGCUGCCGGCGCCCCUCGUGACACCCGAGGCCGCGGCCGAGGCACACCGAGCCCUGCGGGAGGCUGCGGGGCCCGUGGGGCCGGCGCUGGAGCCCCCGACGCUGCCACUGCAUCAUGCGCUCACGCUGCGCUUCCUGCUCCAGCACCUGGGCCGGGUGGCCGGGCGCGCCCCAGCCCCGGGCCCCGCGGUCCGUGCCCUGGGCGCCACCUUCGGGCCGCUGCUGCUGCGCGCGCCGCCGCCGCCCUCUCCGCCGCCAGGGGGCGCGCCCGACGGGACCGAGCCCACCCCCGACUUUCCUGCGCUGCUGGUGGAGAAGCUGCUUCAGGAACAUCUGGAGGAGCAGGAGGUGGCCCCCCCAGCACUGCCACCAAAGCCCCCCAAGACAAAGCCAGCCCCCACAGGCCUGGCCAAUGGGGGCAGCCCGCCCUCCCUGCAGGAUGCCGAGUGGUACUGGGGUGACAUCUCUAGGGAGGAGGUAAACGAAAAACUGCGGGACACACCUGAUGGCACCUUCCUGGUUCGAGAUGCCUCCAGCAAGAUCCAGGGAGAGUACACGCUGACCCUCAGGAAAGGCGGAAACAAUAAGCUGAUCAAGGUCUUCCACCGAGACGGGCACUAUGGCUUCUCAGAGCCGCUCACCUUCUGCUCCGUCGUGGACCUCAUCACCCACUACCGCCAUGAGUCCCUGGCCCAGUACAAUGCCAAGCUGGACACACGGCUUCUCUACCCAGUGUCCAAGUACCAACAGGACCAGAUCGUCAAGGAGGACAGCGUGGAGGCGGUGGGUGCCCAGCUCAAGGUCUACCACCAGCAGUACCAGGACAAGAGCCGCGAGUACGACCAACUCUAUGAGGAGUAUACGCGCACCUCCCAGGAACUGCAGAUGAAGCGCACAGCCAUCGAAGCCUUCAAUGAGACCAUCAAGAUCUUUGAAGAGCAGGGCCAGACGCAGGAGAAGUGCAGCAAGGAAUAUCUGGAGCGCUUCCGACGUGAGGGCAAUGAGAAAGAAAUGCAGAGGAUCCUGCUAAACUCAGAGCGGCUCAAGUCCCGCAUUGCCGAGAUCCAUGAGAGCCGCACAAAGCUGGAGCAGGAGCUGCGGGCACAGGCCUCUGACAACCGGGAGAUCGACAAACGCAUGAACAGCCUCAAGCCAGACCUCAUGCAGCUGCGCAAGAUCCGAGACCAGUACCUGGUGUGGCUCACUCAGAAAGGUGCCCGGCAGAAGAAAAUCAACGAAUGGUUGGGGAUCAAGAACGAGACUGAGGACCAGUACUCACUGAUGGAGGACGAGGAUGACCUCCCCCACCACGAGGAACGCACAUGGUAUGUAGGCAAGAUCAACCGCACCCAAGCUGAGGAAAUGCUGAGUGGCAAGCGGGACGGUACCUUCCUCAUCCGUGAGAGCAGCCAGCGGGGUUGCUACGCCUGUUCUGUGGUGGUGGACGGCGAUACGAAGCACUGCGUCAUCUACCGCACGGCCACGGGCUUCGGCUUCGCGGAGCCCUACAACCUGUACGGGUCCCUGAAGGAGCUGGUGCUGCACUACCAGCAUGCCUCCCUGGUGCAGCACAACGACGCGCUCACCGUCACGCUCGCUCAUCCCGUGCGCGCCCCCGGCCCUGGGCCGCCGCCUGCGGCGCGCUGAGUGCGGAGCCGGAGCGCAGGCCGGAGCGGAGCCGCGCCUCACGCCCCCGGCCGGAGGCUGGGCUGGUACCGCGUCCGAGUCUGUCUUUCUGAUCCGUCUCUCUCCUUUGUGAAUCUCUCCAGGUGUAUCUGUUUCUCUCUCUCUUUCUGCAGUGCUGUCUCUGUCUUCCUCUGGGUCUGCCUCUCUCUCCAUCUUUCUGUCCCCCCGUCACUCUGUCUCUUGGCUCCAUCUGUCCGUCCUCGCUCUCUCCCCCUCCCCGUCUCUGUGUAUCCGUGCUGGGGGUCCCGCCUCCCCACCUCCACACCCCCUGUCCCCACAAUCACUGCCCUCCAACGGCUCUGGCACCCACAGCCUUGUGCCCUGUCCCCCAUCGGCCUCCGGGGGUCCCCAGAGCCCCAGCUGGCUGCACCUGCCGUGUUUACAGAGGCCCCUGGGCUGCGUGGCCCCCGCCAGGUGCCCCGAUUUUUAAGCCAUAGACCUGGGGUCAGGGCAGGAAGGAACUUCGCUUGGCCACUUCCAAAAACCUCAGCCGUGACGUCUGGGGCCAGGCGGGACCUGCCCCAUAGACCCCAACUUCCCCUUCAGACCCUGAAGUGAAACCCGGCCCUGGGUUGUCCCCACCAUGGGGCUGCUGCCAAGAAGUACCCCUGAAAAAGAAAGUAAUUAAAAAUAAACUCACAGGCUGACCCCAGGCCUCCCAGGAACUGAGGCCACCAGCACCUCUGGGGCAGCCAGCACAUAACGCUGCCCACAGCACCCUAGUCAACACAGACUCAAGGCUUCUUCUCCAUCAUGUUGGGCUCUGAUUUUAUUUUUCCUUAAGUAUACCUAAAGCCCUCUUUUCUCUCCUCUUUUGGGACAAGAGCCCUGAUUUUCUAUGCCACCCAUGGACCCCACCCCCCUUUUCCUGCCUGUCUGGCUAGGCUGGCAGGCGGGUUUUGUAUGGUACGUUGAUACUGAUACGGAUAUAAAACAUUGAACUCGA
Molecule: messenger RNA, 3694 nt
Organism: Dama dama (fallow deer)
Lineage: Eukaryota; Metazoa; Chordata; Mammalia; Artiodactyla; Cervidae
Gene: PIK3R2
Product: phosphoinositide-3-kinase regulatory subunit 2
Exons: 16
Coding region: 535-2709 (724 amino acids)
Biological process (GO): insulin receptor signaling pathway; phosphatidylinositol phosphate biosynthetic process
Cellular component (GO): phosphatidylinositol 3-kinase complex
Molecular function (GO): 1-phosphatidylinositol-3-kinase regulator activity; protein binding
Source: RefSeq, a predicted model, not a curated record